Messenger RNA from Mycena citricolor, 1420 nucleotides. NCBI's taxonomy places the organism in Eukaryota, Fungi, Basidiomycota, Agaricomycetes, Agaricales, Mycenaceae. The record is from the annotation of a GenBank genome assembly.
UGCACUUGCUGACAUGUAGGUCUUUCCUUAUAUCUCUGAUGAGUGCUACUCACAAUCUGUACCUAGACCUUGUUUCUAUAGGUACUCAACACAGCUCUGUUUGUGCAGCACUUGCUCAGACUUGCACUCUACAGGUGACAACUGCCUUUGAUUGACAUCUCUUCUGCAUGAUAUUGUCUACAACAUCUCUGCCUGUGGUAUCUUGCCUUGCACUUGUCUCUGCUGGGAUUUGAGAUUCUUUUACAUCUAUUGGUGUGCACUACUUCCAGACUUGACCCCAUUGUUUGGGAUCUCUGUCAGCAAUCUAAUUGCUCUUCUGGUAGCAGCAGGAGCCAUUCUCUAGUUCUGAACACCAAAUUCUAUCAAAUCUCUCACAUUUCACUGGUCUAUAUUCAAAUUUCUUGGUAUUUUUGCUUCUUUUUACUGAAAUACACUAACAGGUUUGCUGCCUUGUCUCUAGUGCAGAUCACUGUGUCUGCAGCAUCAAAUUCUCUGCUUGUGAUCUUGAACCUUGCUUCUCUCUAUGGCCAACACUAUUGAGAAGGAUCUACCCCAAAAUGAGCAGGACUUUUCCAAUGAUUUUGUCAAUCAUUCCAACCUGGAGUCAUCAUCAGCUUCUCUACCUCUUCAAAUGUACCCAUUUCCCUCUUUUGCAACACAAAGUGUGCACCCAAAGCGCAGACAAGUCAAGGUUGCUUGUACAAAUUGCCAAAAAGCAUGCAAGAAGUGUGACCAAGCUAGACCAUGUCUUCGCUGUGUUAAAUAUGGAUUUGGUGCAGAAGGUUGUAUGGACUCACAGAGAAAAGAACGUCAAAAAGGCAUCAAGCGUGGACCUUACAGAAAACGAGUUGGCAAAGCUGCCUGCUCUGAAUCUGUUGAAUUGCCUCAAGCAGACAUAGGACCUAGCAAGCAGCUGACUAGUCCACAAGUUUCUUUAGACUUGGCCAGUCCUGUUCAGGAUUGCCACUCACAAAUUCAAGCAUCUACAUCCACAUCCUAUUCCAGUUCACAGUGGUACUAUCCAGCUUCAGUACCAAAUCAAGAUAUGGACAGCACACUAUUUAGACACUUGCAAGCAACACAUGCAUCCCAGGAGUCUGGAAGCUUUGUCAGCCCACUAGCUUUGCAUCAAUAUCAGAUGCACAUUUCUUCUGAUUAUUCUGCAGAAUUAUAGGGCCUUUUCUCUGUACCUUACUAUCUAUAGGCAUUGCUACAUUGGUGAUUAGCAUUAACUGCAAUUAUAAGAGCAACUCCUACUAGCACACAGGAAGAGAACAUGUAGUACACAAUAACCUUACACAAAUCAGAGCAUAGAGGAAGAUCCUUAGAGGAUGGUGUCAGGGGAACCUCCUCUUCUGAUCAAUCAGCUUGGGAUCUGGCAUGCGAUCGCGCUCGCGUGACCUGUCAGCUGUCAUGUACC